GCAGACUCAGGCCAUUGUUAAUCUGCAGCAACAGAUGGUUCCUCACGCACCUGCUGGGCAGCGUCCUCCGCCCAGACCUUCCGCAUCGGCCGCGCCGGAGAAGUGUGAAGCUGUUAUGUCUACGGCAGCAUUCAGAUCCUGAAGGAGAUCUAUGGAAUGCUGGCUGGUGAUCAACGGAUGGGGACGAGAAGAAGCCGUGCUGCACAUACGUCUCUACUGCACUCCAGCCUUGCAGCGCGCUCUGGAUGCAAAGUUGACCAUGGCAGAGUGGUAGGCACUGUCAACAAAAGAAGCUUUGGACACAGUCGGUCGCCUGGCUCUUGAGGCAACUAACCAAGCUGCGGAAUGGUGCAAUUUCUUCGCCAUCAGCCAGCUACCCAACGAGUCUGUUAUUGAGUACUUUUUACGCUCGGCGGACUGCGAGUUUCAGUGCCCUGAUUGUGAUGGUAAUCUUACAGAGUAUGUGUUACUGCGGAAGCUAAUGUCGGGUCUGUACUCAGUGGUGUUGAGAGAGGAUGUGUUCAGAAAGUUUGCGUCAUUCAGUGAUGUGGACUCUCCGUAGUUACUUUACUGCGUUCGAGGCAGCUCAUAAAGACGCCAGCGCGGACGGUGGCGGGAAGGCGAGCGUUGCCCGCGAAAGUGCUGUGGUGGGGGCGGCCACAGACCCGCAGUCAGACAUAGGAGACAACAGUGGGUUGCCGGAAGCCGCGGCGACCAACGGUCGCCACCCAAGCAAGCCCCGCAAAUGUGGCAAUUGUGGUCGCAGACACUCCCCCAAGGAAGUCUGCUUGCCCUGCUGAAAGGUUAGUGUGUCGCAACUGUGGCAAGGUCGGACACUUAGCAGAGGGAGGAAGCAGGCAGCAGCAGUGGAGGCGGAAGCUUCAGGCAUUGUGGUAGCCGCUGCUGGCAAGGUCAAGCCACAGCCCAGCCAGAGCUGCCAGAUACAGGGAAAUUUCCCUGUUUUAGGGAAAUUUAGGUCUCAACAGGGAAACAGGGAAGAAAAUUCAAAAUGUUCCAAAAUCUAGGGAAAUUUUGACCAACGGACUCACACCCUUCAUCCGCAGUCCCCACCCUUGUCCUCCUCCCAUCCUCUUCACUCGUCAUACGUACAAUAAUUAUUUGUAUUAAUUUUUAUCAAUUAUUUAUUGUUUCCUUUCCCUCUCAAUUGAAUUUCAAUCCACUUCUGAGGUCUCUCUCGAUCACUAUAUCCUUCCUCUACCGUUCACUCUUCCUUCCCUCAUCCCCAAACAGUGUCAUGACUUGUACGAGACCCGUAGACCGUCCCUUCCCUUCCCUCCCUCGCCCCUGCUUGAUAGCUGAACGUGUAUUUCUACGAGACAGAGACGCGUAUUCACCCUGUCCGCUUCCUACGAGCUACCAGUAUACGAAUCUGCCUCCCUCAGUGGCUCAGACGCUCAGUCUGUCAUACACUGUCGCUCGGCUCAGGUCUGGAAGUCUCUGAAGGAUUCUGUUACUGGAACACGUACAGCAGUCAUGUCUACUCCUCCAGCCAAACGCAAACGGCAGCCAUAUUCGCAGAAAUACACAGAAAAAUGGGAAAGUGACCCAUUGUUUCAAAGUUGGCUGACAAAAAGUGACAAGGGACCUUCGUAUUACCACUGUAAAUUGUGUAACUCUGACGGAAAGGCGGGCAAGUCAGAAAUAGAAAAGCAUGCUGCUGGAGCAAAGCAUAUGAAGAUAGUUGAAAGUGCAAAGCGCACAGUUAGUGUACUUGAUAUGCCUAGUGUUAGUGGAAAAAGGCAUGCUGAAAAACAAGUGAAAGAAGCAGAGAUACGGUUGGCUGCAGUAGUGAGCGAGCUAAAUCUUCCAUUCUCAUCUGCAGAUAAACUUGUUCCUGUUAUCCAAGCGAUAUGUCGAGACUCAGAUGUCGCAAAAAAAAUGAAGUGCGGUAAAACAAAAUGUGCAGCCAUCGUGAAAAAUGUCCUUGGUCGAAAGGAAUGUGACGAGUUAUUUGUACAUCUUAGAGAAAAUUGUUUCUCUCUAAUGGUGGAUGAGUCAACAGACAGGGGCUGCGUAAAACAUCUUGCACUUGUUGUACGAGUUGCCACUCAGGAAAGCAUUAAGGAUUCAUUUUUAACAUUAGUUCCCUUAGAAAGUGCCAGUGCUGAAAGCCUCUAUGAAUGUGUCAAGAGUGUGUUUAAUGGUGCAAAUAUCCCUUACAAACAAAACAUUAUAGGAUUUGCUGCGGAUGGGGCCAGUGUGAUGAUGGGAGCUCGGCAUUCACUCUCAAAAUUGCUAAAGGAUGAUAUACCCAAUUUAUUUAUAAUGAAAUGUGUAUGCCACUCCUUUCAUUUGUGUGCAUCUAAAGCCUGCAACAAGUUGCCAAGAUGGCUUGAGGAUAUGAUCCGUGAUGUCUACAACUACUUCUUGUCACCAAAGCAGACAGCAGCCUUUAAGGAUUUCCAAGAAUUUGCUAAUGUGAAGCCCCACAAGCUAUUACAUCCCUGUCAAACUAGAUGGUUAUCAUUGCAUAGUGCUGUAAAGCGGUUACUUGAACAGCUUCCAGCACUUCAGCUAUUUUUCACACAAGCAGCCUUGGAAGAUCGGGUCAUAGCAGCUGACACCAUUCUUCAGAGACUUCAUGACCCAUUCAGUAAGCUUUACUUAGAAUUUCUUGAUUUUGUCUUACCCUUCUUUAAUGACCUAAACAAAGAGAUGCAAAGUGAGAAUCCAAAGAUUUAUGCAUUGCACACUAGAGUCUCUGCUGUCUUGCAUACCAUUCUUGAGUUUUACAUGAAGCCAAGUGUCUUAGAAUCAGCACCAUUAUCAGCUGUCAGGGUAAAAGACCCAAACAAUUUCGUUAAAUUGGAAGAGCUAUAUCUUGGAGGACGAGUAACUGCAUCCCUUCAGAAAUACCAAAACCUUGACAAGCAGCAACUGGACACGUUCAAGUUGAGAUGUCUGGACUUUUACAUAGAAGGAGCCUCUCAAAUUUUGCAAAGGUUUAAUCUCAGUGAUUCUGUAUUUACAAAUCUCAAGGCUCUAGACCCACAAAGUGUACUGAUGAAGACCAUUCCCUCUGUUGCACCCCUAGCUGCUCAGUUUCCUAACUUGGUGUCUGAAAAUGACUUAAAUGAGAUAGACAGUGAAUGGCGUUUACUGAAAAACACUGAACUGAAUGUAGAACCUGAUAUUAAUGUAUACAAGUUCUGGCAAAAGGUUGGAGACUUGAAAAAAGGUGAUGAUUCCCCAUUAUUUCCACUACUAGGAAAUUUCAUGAAAAAACUAUUGUCUUCCUCACUCUAGUGCAAGUGUUGAAAGAGUGUUUUCUCAAGUGAAUUUAAUGAAGACCAAAGUUCGUAAUUCACUGAACACAGAAUCGCUAAAUGGAAUGCUUCAUGCAAAGAAAAUAUUUGAAAAUUCAUCAGCUCACAGUUUCAAAGUUACACCGGGGCACUUGGAACUUAUGACAGCUGACAUCUACAAAACUUCAGAUCUACAGGAAUAGCAGUCAUUCUAGGGGGCCGCCGUGGUACAGUGGUACAACGCGCACUUCGGAGGUCGAUCGAGGGGUCUUCAGGCGCACGGGUCCAGGCCUCGGCGCGAUGGGAGGAAUGGCAUCCACUAUGAUCAUAACGGUUCCCAAAUGCCACAACCAAAGUCGUUCGUUAGGAGGGACCGUCUCAGCCCGAACAGACAGGGGAAACCAGACGUAAACGCGGGAAAAAUAGUUAUUAUUGUUAUUACUACUACUACUACUAUUGUAAUUAUUAUCUUCUCAACUUUUGUCCCGUUUCCAUCCGAGUCAUUGUUUUGGAUGAGCCUUCUCCGUGUGGUUCUAUUACGUGCUUCUGUUUCGUCUGUCACAUGCUCCUUCACGCAGUUCAUCAACCAUUCUUUUCAUCAGCAUUUUCAUGUUGUUGUUGAUGUCAUUCGUUAUUAUUAUUAUUAUUAUUAUUAUUAUUAUUAUUAUUAUUAUUGUAGUCGUCGUCGUCGUCGUUCUAAUAUCACCUUCAUUACUGUCAAAAUAGAAACACAUGAAUCACAACAUCCUGUACUUAAUGGGAAGAGAGAGAGAGAGAGAGAGAGAGAGAGAGAGAGAGAGAGAGA
This is a messenger RNA of Scylla paramamosain (green mud crab), 4071 nucleotides long. RefSeq lists its product as uncharacterized. The coding region runs from base 1495 to 3267 and encodes 590 amino acids. The record is from RefSeq and is a predicted model, not a curated record. The transcript is spliced from 2 exons. Lineage: Eukaryota; Metazoa; Arthropoda; Malacostraca; Decapoda; Portunidae.